This is a messenger RNA of Lachnellula hyalina, 2892 nucleotides long. RefSeq names its product Vegetative incompatibility protein HET-E-1. Gene Ontology annotation, molecular function: protein binding; ADP binding. Lineage: Eukaryota; Fungi; Ascomycota; Leotiomycetes; Helotiales; Lachnaceae. The transcript is spliced from 4 exons. The record is from RefSeq and is a predicted model, not a curated record. Bases 1 to 2892 code for a protein of 963 amino acids.
AUGUCUCUCAUACGCCUCCUGCAACGCAAACCCGACGGCGAGAUCGUCUUUCGCGAACCUACCAGCGGCGAAGUCCCUGCCUAUGCAAUACUAUCUCAUACCUGGGGAGAAGAGGAGGUUAUCUACCAAGACUUGAAGAAGGGCAAGGACAAGAGCAAGACUGUGAACAAGGCUGGGUGGGGGAAGAUACAGUUCUGCGCGAAGCAGGCCCUAGUAGAUGGGCUUGAAUACUUCUGGGUGGACACCUGCUGCAUCGAUAAGAAAAAUGCAGUUGAACUUGGCGCGGCGAUCAAUUCCAUGUUUCGGUGGUAUCAGAAUGCUGCGCGCUGCUACGUCUACCUGACAGAUGUCUCUAAGCCGGACACUGGGACGGAUAACCAGCGGGCAUGGGAAAAAGCCUUCAGGGAGAGUCGAUGGUUCACUCGAGGGUGGACGCUGCAGGAGCUCAUCGCACCAAGGCUGGUUGACUUUUUUAGCUUCGAGGGUAAGCGACUAGGGAACAAAUCAUCAUUCGAGUCAACGAUACACCAGAUUACCGGCAUCGCGAAUAAAGCUCUCCGAGGUGAUGCAUUGUCGAAUUUUAGUAUUAAAGAGCGGAGAUCCUGGGCAGAGCGCCGUAAUACUACGAUUGAAGAGGAUGAAGCCUACUGCUUAAUCGGGAUCUUUGAUGUGUCUAUGGUGCCAAAUUACGGGGAGAGAAGGGACCGGGCAUUUAGGCGACUGGAGGAAGAGAUCCAUAAGCUGUAUAAAGGGAUCGACUUUGAACAACAUACUAUCGAGCUUAACCUCGCGUCAUUUCCUAUCGCCGUACAGCUUAUUGGCAGAGAGAAGGAGCUAUCGAAGAUGCACGAGCUACUUCAAGGUCAAAAUAGUCGAUCCUGUGCCGUCCUGCAUGGUCUUGGGGGCGUAGGAAAGACCCAGCUGGCGAUUACAUACGCCAAACGGCACAAAGAGAAGUAUGCAGCGAUCUUCUGGUUAAACGCUAGUGACGAGGACUCUCUUAAGCUGAGCUUUCAGGGCAUCGCUCAGCAAGUACUCAGGCAUUAUCCGUCAACUACUACGCUAUCAAGCAUAGACCAAGAUAAAGAUCUCGAUCAAGUUGUUAGUGCGGUCAAGGCUUGGCUCGAUUUCUCGCGGAACACAAGGUGGCUUAUGAUCUAUGACAACCUCGACAACCCUAAGGCCCCUAACAAUCCCGACGCCUCAGCAGUCGACAUCCGUCAAUUCCUUCCUCAAUCUGAUCAUGGCUCAGUUAUUAUUACGACGCGGUCAGCACGAGUUAGCCAGGGUGAACGAAUUCAUAUUCAGAAAUUGCUAGAUAUCAAGGAUAGUCUUGAGAUUCUCUCUAAUAUGUCGGGGCGUAAGGAUAUUGGAAAUGAUCCUAAUGCUAUAGCACUUGUUAAGGAACUAGACGGCCUGCCACUUGCUCUAUCUACAGCAGGUGCAUAUCUUGAGCACGUGACGACAAGCUUCUCGGAUUACCUUCGGCUUUACAAGACAUCAUGGUUGAAGCUUCAGACAACAAGCCCCUUAUUAGAUUCCUAUGAAGAUCGCACAUUGCAUACAACAUGGCAAAUCACUUUCGAUCGGAUCCAACAGCAAAAUGGGGCAUCAGCAAUACUACUCAAGCUAUGGGCAUAUUUUGAUAGACAAGACCUAUGGUUUGAUCUCCUUCGACAUGCAAACUCUGCAGAUGAUGAAUGGAUACAGAAGCUUACAGAAGAUGAACUGAGCUUUAAUGAGGCCAUCACUCUACUAUGUACUUUCGGACUAGUUAAUCCAGACAGACCUUCUCAGCAGAAGGUCGGAUCUGGAGGAUAUAGUAUACAUAGCUGUAUUCACUCAUGGACGGUGUUUGUGCUCAACAAGGAGUGGGACAAAAGCUUUGCAUACCUGGCCUUAACUUGUGUAGCCUUGGAGGUUCCUAACCCAGAUAAGAAAGACUGGUGUCUCUUACAGCGGCGUCUCCUUCAGCACGCAACACGACAGGCACCCUUUAUAGUAGAUGGCAAAGUAGAUGUAGACAGACUACAUUGGGCUCUCUACUCUCUAGGAAAACUCUACGCCGACCAAGGCAAGCUGGCCGGGGCCGAGAAGAUGUAUAUCCAGGCGCUCCAAAGCAAGGAGGCACUUGGGCCAAACCAUAUAUUAACACUUACUACAGUUAAUAACCUAGGCAAUGUCUACACUAACCAAGGCAAGCUAGCUAAAGCUGAGAAGAUGCUUGUCCAGGCGCUACAAGGCAAGGAGGAGGCACUUGGUCCGGAUCAUAUAUUAACACUUAAUACGGUUAAUAGCCUAGGCAGCCUCUAUUCCGAUCAAGGCAAUCUAGCUAAAGCUAAGAAGAUGUUUGUCCAGGCGCUGCAAGGCUAUAAGGAGGCACUUGGGCCAGACCAUACAUUAACACUUAGUAUGGUUAAUAACCUAGGCAGUGUCUAUUACCAACAAGGCAAGGUAGCUGAAGCUAAGAAAAUGUAUAUCCAGGCGCAAGAAGGCUAUAAUAAGGCACUUGGGCCGGACCAUAUAUUAACAAUUCAUACGGUUUAUAACCUAGGCUUGCUCUACGCUAGCCAAGGCAAGCUGGUUGAGGCCGAGAAGAUGUAUUUCCGGGCGCUGCGAGGCUUUGAAGACGCUCUUGGCCUUGAAUUUGCAUCAUCGCAUUUACUGCCGUUACAAAAUAUGAUCGCCUUGGGAGACCUCUUCUCGCAAACCGACCGGAAGGACAUGGCAAAGACAAUGUAUAAUCGAGCGUUAUCUGGUUAUACAACCGUCCAAGGGCCCUCUUCGGAUAUGUGUAAGCAAGUUGAAAAUCGGCUUCAAGCGUUGCAAAUUACAUCUGCCGAGUCGGAGCCUGGAGCCGCAAAGUCGAGGGGCGUUUUUCUUGACGUUUGA